CUAUCCGUUACAACUUUUGCUUUUCUACUCAUCAUUUUCGAAAUUCAAAAUUCAAAACCUAAAAAAAAUCUCCAUAGCUGUAGUAAUUAAAGCUCCCCAAUCCCUUCAAAUUCCCAAAUCCCAACGCUUCUCUUUAAUUUUCAGACGCCAUUUUUCUAAAAUUGUCUUCUUUUACUCCUCAAAACAAAACCUUUAUUCGAGCUGCAAAAACUGUACCAGUUCAUCAUUUUUCAAGAAACACGAAACAUGGGUGGUUCAGGGAAGUGGAUUAAAUCAUUAAUCGGUCUAAACAAGAACCAAUCAAAUGAUCCUGAGAAGGGUGGUGUAAAGAACAGAAAAUGGAAGCUGUGGAGGAGUGCAUCGGGUGGAAUUGCUGUGGCGUCGUCGAAAGGUGUAAAAGGUGGUGGCAAUUUGGGAGAUUCAGAUGGAUCUGAGUCUUCAUUUCUGUCAGACAGUGCUUUGGCUGCUGCUAUGGCUGCUGUGGUUAGAGCUCCACAUAAGGAUUUUGUUGUUGUGAAGCAAGAAUGGGCUGCCCUUCGAAUUCAGGCUGCGUUUCGGGGUUUUUUGGCAAGACGUGCAUUAAGGGCGCUGAAGGCAGUAGUUAGGCUACAAGCUAUAUUUCGUGGGCGACAGGUUAGACAGCAAGCUGCUGUAACCCUCAAAUGUAUGCAGGCUCUUGUUCGAGUGCAAGCUCGAGUUAGAGCCCGAAACAAUCAAACAUCCAUUGAUGGAGACGCGAUGAAAGGGUCUGAUGCUGAUAACUGUAGCCAAGCUGAUCCAAUUAAGCAAGCUGAGAGUGGAUGGUGUGAUAGCCCUGGCACAGUGGAUGAAGUGAGGUCUAAGUUAAAAAUGAGACAAGUAGGAGCAAUCAAGAGGGAGAGGGCCAUCACAUAUGCCCAACAGAAACUGAGAACAAAUCCCAGCCUGAAUUCAAGAACAAGGAAAGUGGAAACCCCUAAUAAGAUCAAGGCUAAUGGGAAUUCAACUUGGUUAGAACGUUGGAUGGCGAAUAAGCCAUGGGAAAACAGAUUGGUGGAUGAAUUCCAUACUGAUGCAUCGGGGAUGACCCCGAAUUCUAGGAAACAUGAAGAUUAUGAUGCUGGAUCUUUCACUGAGCGUAGUUCGGUGAACAUUAGAAGGAAUAACAUGUCUACAAGGAUAUCUACAAGAGGACCAAUAAGUUGUCAAAUUGUCAAUUCAUCUUCUGAGUAUUAUCCGUAUGAUGAUAGUACGACUUCUCAUUCUUCCAUGUCAACUUCUGAAACUCUCGGAUCAAAUCAGACUCCUCCAGAAGAGGGACAUAGCAAGAAACCGAAUUACAUGAAUCCUACGGAGUCUAUUAAGGCAAAGGUUAAGCAGAGGAAUUCAAGUUAUUUGUCUCAGAGUAUGCAAAGGAAUUCAGCUGAUAACUUACAAUUGCAUAGGAAAUCAAGUCCACUUUCGAGGUCAAUAGCAAGGAGAAGUGCUGAUUGUGAUCUUUAUUCAGUUGAUCUGUGUAAGGAUCUCUACCCUCCCUCAAAUGCAUUUUAAACAACUAAACUGGAAGACGAGGGUGAUUGAUGAAAGGGGUUUCGUUGGUGAAUUUUGUUUGUCCAUUUAGCUCAACAACUUGUUGUGUCUUGAUAGUGAAAGGAGUUAAUUUGUUUACAGAAUUUUAGUCUUUACCAAUACAUUAUGCAUUAGGUGAGAUUUUACCAGCAGGUGACAGUUUCCUCUGGAAAGUUGAUUUAUACAAGGUGUCAAGAAUGUUUUUAAUGUAUUAUAAUACUGUGUGCAAUUGGAUGGUUGUUUGUGAGUUUCUGUUGGUCUCUGGUGUAAAUAAUUUGAUGAAUGUAUUCUGCCUAUUAAAGCAAUUUAAAGAGUUCUCCGGCUA
Molecule: messenger RNA, 1873 nt
Organism: Lycium ferocissimum
Lineage: Eukaryota; Viridiplantae; Streptophyta; Magnoliopsida; Solanales; Solanaceae
Product: protein IQ-DOMAIN 8-like
Exons: 5
Coding region: 247-1530 (427 amino acids)
Molecular function (GO): protein binding
Source: RefSeq, a predicted model, not a curated record